UUACCCAGUUUACCAGUUCGCUUCCCAUGGGCGGUACAGGAAGUUACACUCCUCGGACAUACCUACGUACGCACUCGAUGACGUAAUGCGAGGGCCUUUAAAAUAACGUUGCCCCGUCCCAUCUCCCACUCUUCCUCCUAGCUUUUUUUCCUCUGACAAUUUCCGCCAAUAAUGUAGCUAUGAGCUGUCACAUGACCCACGUCAUCGCCAUUGAGCGAAACGAAAUGGUGCAGGGAUUAGUCGAGCGUUCUCGCGGUUCAUGUCGUAACUAGGUAAGGAUUCGUGCAUCUAACGAAGUCCCCCACUCUACCAAAGGCGAGAAAAGGCGUCCAUAGCGUGAAUGACUUCCCGCAGCGGGACAUGGUCUGCGGGACGCCGUCUCCCAAGCACGUCGGCGGGCGUCCUCUGAGUUUGAACGCCGCCAUUGGAUCCUGGCGUCGACCGGGGCCCGACUGUCAUGCGUUGAAGUAGUGUCGGCCCUCGACGCAACUUCGGUCAUGGAGGUGGAGAGUCAUCCCGAGAAAGACUGCAGCGCUCUGGGAGGCCUCUUCCAGUACAUCAUCAAUGACCUCAAAGGAGGCACCCCCAUCUGGGAGGACUUCCUGGCCAAGGCAACCAAGCUCCACUCGCAGCUCAGGAUGACUGCGUCGGUGUCAGCAGCGUUCCUGGACUCCUUCCAGAAGGUUGCUGACAUGGCCACCAACACCAAAGGUGCAACCAAGGAAGUGGGCAAAGCACUGACCAGGCUUUGUCUACGACAGCGCAGCGUGGAAGCCAAGCUCAAGUCCUUCACCUCAUCCAUCAUGGACCAUUUGGUGCUGCCUCUUCAAGACAAGAUGGAAGAUUGGAAGAAGAUGAGUCUCCAACUGGACAAGGACCACUCGAAAGAGUUCAAGCGAGCCCGCCAGGAGAUCAAGAAGAUGUCCACGGACACCUUGCGACUCCAGAAGAAAGUCAAGAAGGGAGCCCGGUACGAGACGCAGCGGUCGCUGGACUGCGCGCUGCAGGACGUCAGCGACAAGUACCUGCUGCUGGAGGAGACCGAGAAGCAGGCGGUGCGCCGGGCCCUGGUGGAAGAACGUGGCCGCUUCUGCCUGCUGGUGGCCUGCCUGCGCCCCGUGGUGCAGGAAGAGCUGCUCAUGCUGCACGAGAUCGCGCACCUCCAGGAGAUCCUGGACUCCCUGUCCCGGCUCACGGCCGACCCCCAGCGGCUGCCCUCGGCCAGCGAGCAGGUCAUCGCCGACCUCAAGGGCUCGGACUGGGCGUUCCAGACGCCUCCCAGUUCUCCCAGCUCCCUGGGGUCGCGCAAGUCGAGCAUGUGCAGUAUCAGCAGCUUCAACAGCUCGUCGAGCGGCAGCACCAAGUCACACUCGCCCUCACACCGUUCCUUGUCGCAGCAGCCGGCCGUGGGCCCUCCGCUGCGGCUGUCAAGCGUGUCCUCCCAGGACUCCGGCUUCACUUCCCAAGACACCCUGUUCCUGAGGCCGCCUUCGCCCCGCUCGGCUGCCGACGUCUCCGCACAGGUGUGUGACCCCGGUGGGACGGCCUGCGCGUCGAGCACCCCGGCUUCCCCGUUCCCCCCUUCGGUGACCUCGACCUGGCCCAACCUGCAGGACACCCUACAGUUUGAGCGGGCCAUGAGUUCGGUCCUCAAGUGCCAGCGGCCGCACACCAUCUCCUCCGCGUACGAGCGGGCGGGCCACCAGGCGAGACCUCUGCUCACAGCAGAGACGUUCCAGCCGCUCGAGGGGGACCUGCAGAGCGGGUCGAACCACAGCGGCAGCGCCGACACGCUCACCUCAACCUCGGAAGGCGACGAGGCUCCGCCCACCCGAGGGCCCCGCCCCCCGGUCCCGCUCCGGACCACUUCUGCCGUGCCUUCCCUGCCCGAGAGGCCUGCAGCCCUCAAGCCCGUGCAGCCUCCCAGGGUGCCCACGCUGCCCGAGUUUCACGAACCCCUGGCGUGCCAAGUCCUGCCCAUCUACGCCAAUGUGGGAGAUGUCAUGGCCCCCCCAGGCUGGCCAAACUCUGGCCCAGUCAGCCAGGACAGUCGGACGAGAAACAUGGAGGCCUGCAAUGCAGCGCGAGCGGAGGAUGCAGACAUACUCCGGAUGCACGAGUCCUACAAGACGUACUCUCCAAGCAGCGCAUCUACUCGAUACGAAGGCUUGUCCGGCUCGUCAACGCUGCCGGCCAAAUCCAGCGUCCGACGGAGCUCGCAGCUGCCACCACCUCCUCCGCCGAUCCGCCGCACUCCGUCCAUCUCAAGCAACCAGGGACCGUCAGUGGCCUCGCCACAGCAUCCGCGGAUCGCCCCGGAUCGGGUGGACCACAACGGCGGCGACCGGGCAGCGGACGACGCAUCGAGCAGGGCCAAACUGAUCCAGGCACUGAAUGCCCGCUUCUCGAAGCCGCUGGAGCAGGCGGGGCUACGCUUCUCGCUGCCGGCCUGCCGCCCGGAAGAGGGCCCGGACCUGCUCCUUCCGGACCCGCCGGUGGCGGACGUAGCGGAGGGGGAGCCCCCGGACUUCCCGGACCCUCCGCCCCUGCCCGAGCAGCCCUCCGGUCAGCCAGGCCGCCAGGCGGAGAAGAAGCUGCUGCGUGCCCACACGAUUGGCUACAGCGAACGAGACGCCCUGAUCCAGAGUCUGAAUGCCAAGUUGUCGAUGAGGGCAGCCGGGCAUCCCCAGGCUGGUGUGGCCGGGCGAUCGCUGCAGGAGGGUGCCCAGCGUGGGCCUCGGGGGGCCACGGACCUGGAGCAGACGCUGCUCAAGAAGGAGCAGCGGGCGGGGCCUGAGCCUGCCGAGGCACGCCGCAGCCGCUCGGUGGGCCCCUGUGCCGAGAAGAGGGGCACCGCCUCCGUGGAGCGGCGCCAGUUCCUCAACACGUUGAAUGCGCGGCUGGCAGAGCAACGCAGCGGCGGGGGGGCAUCGGGCCAGUCUCCACGUCGUGGAUCUCUGCAGACGGAGCUUGGAAACCGGCGCAAGUCGACGGAUGCUGACCGUGCAUCGAGGGUGCAGAGCUGGCUGGCAGGCCGUGGUUCGGUGGACCUGACUGCGUGCCGCGAGUCGCUGCUGGACCAGAUCCGACGGGGCACGGCCCUCAAGAGGGUGGCGUCGCAGAGUGACCGCUCGAUGCCACGCCUGCUGUGACGCUACCUCGUGGUUUUCAUCUGGCACAUCUGAGGGGGCAAAUGUUGACCAGUUGGGCCUUGGAAGGGAAAUUGGGUUUGUUUUCUAGCUUUUGUAAAAAGGAUCUUUGAGCUUGAUUGGUCACCUGAAAACGCUCUUAGCAAUUAAAGGUAGCUACUGGCAUUAGAGAUAGGAUGCAGCUGACGGGAGACUUUUUAGCAUUCGUGCACACAAAAGUCAACAUUGGUGCCCGUGUUUGGCACGAGCAGUUGCCGAGGGUGGGUUGGGAGCUCAUUGGAAGAGGGGUUUCUUGCGCCGUCUCCUGGUCCUAGUAUUACGCCUCUCGGUGUCUUCGUAGGUCUAGCCCCGGUGUAGGUCGAGUCAGUGUAACCAAAUAGCUCCUUCAAUGCCUGCUCUACUCUGCAACCACUUCCUGAGGUUGCGAGAGAGACGUCGCUUUGCUCGAGGUUGCUAGUUAGUACAAUGUGCGGAUAUUUGGCAUAAUCUGCUUCCAGAGGUGAGGAUGUUUGUAAAAGCCUGUACAGAGACAUCGCUGGCAGGCAGAUCUAGUAUUGAUUUGUUUGCUAAAAGCUAGCUUGAGCCCCCCCCCCCCCCCCGUGUUUGUUUGCCCCAGUGUCCCUUGGGCCUAGCUCACCGUUACCAGCUGGUGUGGCCUCGCUGUUGUACAGUGCCAUGUCGCCUGCCAGCCACUCGAACUUCAUCUCUCACUCUGCUGCCGCUAAAAACCACUGGCUUUGUGGCCUCCUCUUGUCUGGACGCCCGUGGGGUGAGCACUUGCCAGGUUCUGUUUGCAUGUUCAGCGUACCAGACAUAUCCUGCAUUGUGGCAUCCCUUGACGCCUUCAUAUCGACCGCACGCCAACCUCCAGGCAAGGCUGCGGAACUCCUGAAGGUGGCGCUGAGGGCAAUUCUUUUGUGGGACAACACACUCGACCACUCUCUUUUUCUUGCUAGUCAUUGGUUGAUCGAAGACAUCUCCUCUCCUUGUGGGAGUGCUAUCCAAAGAUUGCCCUUUUGUGUGUUUGCAGGAAUGCGGGAUCAUUCCAUUUAAAAGAGGGAUUUGGUUUUCUUCUCGGUUGUUGUGUCAACUUUGUGUGUCGGGGGGAAAAAACGGGAGCGCUUGAUUGGCUUGCCGGCUUCCAGGCGAAAAUCAGUCCACUUCCAGCUGGAUUAUGGAACUGGAAAUGAGGCGGUCCAGCUGGAUUCCAACUGGAUCCAGCUGGAUCCAGUUGGAAUCCAGCUUGGAGCGGAAUGCCAUACUCUGUAAUGUGCGAGAGGAGUGGGUCUUUUUUUUAUUCGUGUGGGAGUGAUGUGUGGUGUAUGCUUCUGGCCAAAUGUCUUGUGUUCGAAUGAGUACGGCUACACUUGGUGCCAGUUCUCGCCCAAGCCCUAGACUCAACAUUGCUUCCGAUUCGAAUGACUGUCUUUGUGCAUGCAUGUCUCGGAAGGGUUACCUUUUUUUAUGCCCAGCUUGUCUGGACAGCUCCUUGCCAGUACCGACUAUUGCCCCUCAUGGUUCGUCAUUGCAAUGGUGGCUAGACAGAAGCCAACAUCUUUGUGGCAUAACUUGAAGAAAUGGUUGCUUGGUACCUACAGGCAAAUUGUCAGUGUGUCAUUCUGUUCUCAUCAUCAUCAUCAGAUAGUCGCCAAAACAUGUAAGAGAGGGCUCUUUUUGUGUUAACUUAUUGCCACAUUUUCGGUGGGGUGUCGAGGUUAGGCUACCUUGACUGUGUAUGUCUUGUAGGAUUGCAUAUGUUUUGUGUUGUAUGUUUAUGGAGAGAAGGUGGCCCUUUUAUUUUUGACUUGCUCUGAAAGUUGAGGGCGUGAGCAAGUCCGAUAUUUAUCAGUUCUUGAACCUAUUUGACUCUUGGCGAGACAUUCCCAGUUCAAUGCUAUGGUGUUCUCAGUUUAAGUGUGCCUCUUUCUGCAGUUUGAAAGCUCCUUUCGCUAAGCAAGUCUCUCUCUGUCUGGAGAGAGAUAUGAAUCUGCUGCCUGCUGUAGUUGUGGUUGUUUGGUACAGUGACUUGUAGAUGGCAGAAAGCCUCCUGUUGGAGGUGGUAAAAAUAAAAAGACCUCUUUUUACUGGUU
Molecule: messenger RNA, 5239 nt
Organism: Ixodes scapularis (black-legged tick)
Lineage: Eukaryota; Metazoa; Arthropoda; Arachnida; Ixodida; Ixodidae
Gene: mim
Product: protein MTSS 1
Exons: 16
Coding region: 498-3152 (884 amino acids)
Biological process (GO): cell projection assembly; plasma membrane organization
Cellular component (GO): actin cytoskeleton; cytoplasmic side of plasma membrane
Molecular function (GO): phospholipid binding; actin binding
Source: RefSeq, a predicted model, not a curated record